This is a messenger RNA of Exophiala dermatitidis NIH/UT8656, 1910 nucleotides long. RefSeq lists its product as uncharacterized. The transcript is spliced from 4 exons. The record is from RefSeq and is a predicted model, not a curated record. Bases 298 to 1755 code for a protein of 485 amino acids. NCBI's taxonomy places the organism in Eukaryota, Fungi, Ascomycota, Eurotiomycetes, Chaetothyriales, Herpotrichiellaceae.
GCUAGAUCGCACGGCCCCCUUGGAUAGUUCCCGAAAUGUGGCAUUGUUUGGAGAAUGUCGUCCUGACUACCCCAGGUAUGCAUGGCCUUUUUGUUUGCAGAAUUUGACCCGGGAAACAAAGAAGUGCCAAAUGAAAAACACCAGCCAAAGCUCGCUCCCUUUCUCGAUUGCUGCUGCUCUCUGCGCUCGCUCCGUUCGAUUAUACUUUUUGAAUAUUUGCUGUGGCUGUACUGUACCGACUUAUGAUGCAGUGGAACCGUAUACACGCUGGCGUCUUGCAAGUCUGAAGUGCUAGUCAUGUACUUGAUUCCCCUCCUCUUCGUACAACUUACCUGUUUUCUGGCUGUUCAGGCAAUCAGUGUCCAGGAUAUCCCUCAGUGCGCGCAACAAUGCCUUUCAAACUCAACCACAGCCCAGACGCAAUGCUCGGUAAUCGAUAUCGGAUGCCUCUGCUCCAACACGGCGUAUGUCAGCACCCUGUCGUGCUGCCUCUAUCAGAAAUGUUCGGAGGGGGAGCAAGCAACUGCCAUACAAUUCAACAAGCAGGAGUGCGCAGCAGUCAAUGAAACAGCCCCAGACUUCGUAGGAUGUUCUCCUGCGGGAUUAUCCAGCGCUCUCGCAAGCGCCAGUGCUCUAGGCGUUGCACCUGUGACGGGCUCAGCAACUGCCUCUUCUGUCACAGGCACCUCUUCAUCUUUAUCCUCUUCUUCACCGUCCUCGUUGGCGAAUUCUGGAUACCUUACAGUAUCGGGGGAUGUGGUGCCUGAAACUGUUAUCUCGCAAAGUGGAAAGACGCCCACAGCCACUUUUGCUGGAAGACCACUGAUGACGGGCAGUUGCACGGUCCCCUACUUUGCAAUUGUGACCAACAACUUGAACGCCGCGAUGGUGACUGAGUUUCCCGCGAUCGGCUGUUCUGACGAGAGGGCAGACUGUUGUCCGUUCGACCCGAACCUGAAUCAGGCUUUGACUAGAUGUCCCCAGGACUAUUUCACCACAGCAAACGGUUGCUGUCCAAUUGGUUUCCAAGUAUACUACACGGCCAUUGGUGCGCAAACACCCUGUUAUUCCGACCCAGCAACAAAGUUCAUUCCGGCAUCAACGCCAACGAUAUCGGGAUUGACAUUGAUUACCGACCAUGUCUUUUCGCAAAUGUAUAUGCUGGCCAAGCCUUCGUCACACGGAGUAAAGUUGCCGUUGGGUGCCAAGAUUGGAAUCGCAGUGAACGCGGUCCUCUUCGUUGGAAUCAUCAUUGCUCUGAUCUUUUUCAUCCGCCGCAGAAGAAUGAAGGCAGCCGCGGCAGAAAACGCCCGAUCGACGACAUUCCCGCCGCAAGAACCCGCUCUGCAAAUGUCCGAGGCCCCGAACACCCAUGAGCUGGACAGUCCAGAGGCGCAGACAACAACAAAGUCCCCUGGAACACCUGGAGAUCCAAAUUGGCCCAUUUUCCCGGCUUCGUCGCCUCCUGCGUAUGAGCAUCCCAGGGCGAAGCCGCUGCCGUCCAACAAGUUGAGCCCUAGCACUCCACAGGAGCUGCCAGGAAGCACGUAUAUCCAUGAACACCACCCUGCCUACUCCAGUGGGGAUUCGGCAACAGAGGUGACAGCGCCAUCAUCACCUCCAAGGACCCCAGUCCAGCAGAAGACCCAGAAAAACUCACCCGUCUUGUCCGCCCUUACUCCAAGGUCGGGGAAUCAAAGUCCACCGUUUGUCUCGCCGUUGGGGUCUCCAAGGCUACCUCAAACACCGCCAUGACAGGCUUAUACAUAUUUCAGUGCGUUUGGAUCUGUUCGAAGGGUAGAUAGAGAUAGGGAGCGAAGAAAUCAUAGUAUGGAGUUACCGGAGUACUUCGAGUUAUGUAGGAACGAUGAUUGAAUGUUGUCAACAAGAAGAAAUAAUUUACCAUAUCC